This is a messenger RNA of Nicotiana tabacum (common tobacco), 1820 nucleotides long. RefSeq lists its product as uncharacterized. The record is from RefSeq and is a predicted model, not a curated record. Gene Ontology annotation, molecular function: nucleic acid binding; 3'-5'-RNA exonuclease activity; zinc ion binding. NCBI's taxonomy places the organism in Eukaryota, Viridiplantae, Streptophyta, Magnoliopsida, Solanales, Solanaceae.
UAAAGAAUUAACAUUAAUAAUAAAUGAAAAGUACAAGUAUAACCUACUUUACUUCUUCCCUUUCUUCUUCCUAGUGCGCAACUCAGAUCACAAAGGGGCUGAAGGAAAUUUGAGGAAGGAGAUCUGAUGUACUUGCUUGUGGAUCUUAAUUAUUCGGGAGAUCAUGAUCGCCGUAGAGCAUAAAGAUACUAUGCAUACGAACUGUGAGGCAUCCGUAAGAUGCCUCCAGAAUGCAGGCUAUCCCCAUAAUCUGCAUUACAGUAGGACCGCUGUCAAAGUCUUACCAGAGCCUAGUGAUGGCGCCUAUAUUCAUCCAGGUGGGGAUAGCUUGGACGGCACAUUGAGUGGUGAAUCUAUUGACUCUUCAAAAGAAUCGCCAAACCACACUGUUUAUCAGAAUGGCUUUGGUUUAUGGUCAGCCUUUUAUCCUAACUCAAAUAUGCAUCUGCGCUCCGUGAAUGCUAUUGAAAGCCAGAUCUUUCCAUAUCCAAUGGAUAACCACUACCAUUAUAGCCUAUUAAACAUGUUCCCUCAAAAUUAUCAGUAUGAUUAUCGGUUCCAAGAUUUUCAGUAUUUUGUUGUUAUUGACUUUGAGGCAACAUGUGAUAAGGAAAAGAAUCCUCACCCUCAGGAGAUAAUAGAGUUUCCAUCAGUAAUAGUGAGUAGCACGACUGGCCAGCUGGAAGCUUGUUUUCAAACUUAUGUGAGGCCAACGUGCAAUCAACUAUUGAGUGAUUUCUGCAAAGAUCUGACUGGUAUCCAGCAAAUUCAGGUUGACAGAGGAGUUACUCUAAGUGAAGCUCUCCUUAGGCAUGACAAGUGGCUUGAGAAGAAAGGGAUAAAGAAUACCAACUUUGCUGUUGUCACAUGGUCCAGUUGGGAUUGCCGUGUGAUGUUGGAAUCAGAAUGCCGAUACAAGAAGAUCAGGAAGCCUCCAUAUUUCAACCGAUGGAUCAACUUGAAGGUUCCUUUCAAAGAGGUUUUUGGAGGUGCAAGGUGCAAUUUGAAAGAGGCGGUCCAAAUGGCUGGCCUAGCAUGGCAGGGCCGUGCACAUUGUGGUCUUGAUGAUGCCAAAAAUACAGCCCGCUUGCUUGCUUUGCUCAUGCACAGGGGUUUUAGAUUCUCUAUCACCGAUUCUCUGAUGUAUCAAUCUGGUGAUGAACCCUCUACAUGGAAGCUACCCCCAGAUCACCCAUCGUUUCCCUCUUAUCAACCUCAAAAGACGAGGGAUAUGCCUCCAGGAUUGCAAAAUCAUCAGCCUUACUGUUUCUGUGGAGUAAGGAGCAGCAAAGGGAUGUUCCGGAAACCAGGUCCAAAGCAAGGAAGCUUAUUCUUCGGGUGUGGGAAUUGGACUGCUGCUAGAGGUGCCUGUUGCCAGUAUUUCGAGUGGGCCUUGUCCUGAAGGACCAGAAAAAAUGACGUAACAUUAUUCAGCCGAAUCAUCAUCAUUUCUCUCUCUUUCUCGCUUCUUUCUCUCUAUGUAAAAAGUGAAACGAAAAGACUUGGUUGAUGACUGUUUGAGGAAGUGAGUCUACACUAGUGGAGAUCUUCACUUCCUACCAAAGUAAAUAUGGAUAGUUCAAUCAAACCCUUUGGUUUCCAGUUAAUGUUUAUGAGCGGUAAACUUAGGAAAUGAAAGAUGGAAUGAUCCAACCAUUUUAAAACUGACUUGUUGACAGUGAUUGAACUCUACGGAUAUGAGUAAUGGUGUAGUUAGAAGCAUGCAUUGACAUGCCCAGACAUGUUUUAUUGUGUUAAAAAUAACGUGUGAGCAUUUGCUAUUCAAUGGGAAUGACAGCAGAGUUGCUUGCUCAUAAUUU